Lycium ferocissimum is the source of this 631-nucleotide messenger RNA. RefSeq names its product dolichol-phosphate mannose synthase subunit 3. Gene Ontology annotation, biological process: GPI anchor biosynthetic process. Lineage: Eukaryota; Viridiplantae; Streptophyta; Magnoliopsida; Solanales; Solanaceae. The record is from RefSeq and is a predicted model, not a curated record. The coding region runs from base 27 to 326 and encodes 99 amino acids. The transcript is spliced from 4 exons. Gene Ontology annotation, cellular component: dolichol-phosphate-mannose synthase complex; endoplasmic reticulum membrane.
UGAGAACUUCAUUAAUAAACAAAAUUAUGAGAACAAAAUAUUCAAUACCAGAUCCAAUGAAACAAAUCGUGAAGAUUUUGACGUUAUUGCUUGCAGUAACUGCUGUUUGGAUAGGCUUGUUGCAGACAUCGACAAUUCCAGAGAGCUAUACUUGGCUGUUGCCUCUAUACCUCAUCGUGUCCCUCGGUUGCUAUGGUCUGUUAAUGGUUGGCAUUGGCCUAAUGAAUUUUCCCACAUGUCCUCAAGAGGCUCUUUUCUUACAACAGGAUAUUGUUGAAGCCAAGGACUUCCUGAAGAAAAAAGGGGUAGACGUUGGUGCUGAUUGAUUGAAUCUUGUUUAAAUCGCGGUUGUGGUUGUUUAACCUGUCAAAAAACACAUUCAGUGAAGAUGAAAAGUUAGAAGUCAGUUAUCAGUAACAUGCUUCAAGCAGGAACAUAACUGUCCUAGUUGAAGUUGGGAUCAAGAGAACAAGAGGCAUGGAUUUUUCUUGGCUCUGUUUUGAUUGUUUUACCAGUCUUUAAUCUUCUAUUUUAGCACUUCAUUUGAUACUAAGGAAUAUGAAGACCUGAGUUGUUCUUUUCCUAAUCAUUUUAGUAUUUAUUUAAAAACAGGUUACAGUUUUACUCCUAA